AUGUUUCAAGGGCAGCGGGGUUGGUUCUGUGGCAGCGUCAGCCACGACCUGAGGCAGUUUUGGGUGGCUGAAGGGGGGACCAUCAGUGACCCGAGGGCCGCCGACUUCUUGUUCAGCUGCGAUGCCUCACACCCAGACACGCUGAGAAUAUAUCAGAGUCUUGAUUACAUAGAAGAUAAUGCUACAGUUUUUCAUGCCUACUAUCUCUCUGCUGUAGCCAAUGCUGAAAUAAAAAACUCGGUGGCUUUAGGUCAUUUCAUUCUUCCUCCUGCAAGCCUGCAAAAAGAAAUAAGGAGAAAAAUUGGUAGUUUUAUUUGGGAACAAGACCAACAUUUUCUGAUAGAAAAGCAAGAUGAAGUAACAUCAAAUGAACUAAAGGCCUUUAGGGAAAGCAGUGUACUAGCAACAGAUCACAAGAAAGACUUAUCCAGAAGCACAGAAAAGCAUUUUAUAAGGACUCCAGUUGUAGAAAAGCAGAUGUACUUUCCUCUUCAGCACUAUCCAGUGAACAACAUGGUAACAGGUUAUAUAUCAAUUGAUGCCAUGAAGAAAUUUCUUGGGGAGCUACAUGACUUCAUUCCUGGAAGUUCAGGUUAUUUGGCAUACCAUGUUCAAAAUGAAAUUAACAUGUCUGCAAUAAAAAACAAAUUAAAGAAUAAGUAUUAA
Molecule: messenger RNA, 666 nt
Organism: Budorcas taxicolor (takin)
Lineage: Eukaryota; Metazoa; Chordata; Mammalia; Artiodactyla; Bovidae
Gene: TERB2
Product: telomere repeat binding bouquet formation protein 2
Exons: 7
Coding region: 1-666 (221 amino acids)
Biological process (GO): homologous chromosome pairing at meiosis; meiotic attachment of telomere to nuclear envelope
Cellular component (GO): nuclear inner membrane
Source: RefSeq, a predicted model, not a curated record